Molecule: messenger RNA, 9556 nt
Organism: Mobula hypostoma (lesser devil ray)
Lineage: Eukaryota; Metazoa; Chordata; Chondrichthyes; Myliobatiformes; Myliobatidae
Product: zinc finger and BTB domain-containing protein 12-like
Exons: 3
Coding region: 1-1398 (465 amino acids)
Biological process (GO): regulation of transcription by RNA polymerase II
Cellular component (GO): nucleus
Molecular function (GO): DNA-binding transcription factor activity, RNA polymerase II-specific; protein binding
Source: RefSeq, a predicted model, not a curated record
AUGAUCCUGAAGCCAAUUCCGCCGAGUAUCGCUGGAAACGGGCAACCUCCGGCUUUGCAGCGAAGGGAUCUGUCGUCAGAGUGGGCGGUGCGAACGCCUUGUUUCGGGGAACUCCGGAACGGCAGCUGGUCGACCCGCUCGGCGCUGCAUCCGGGAGUCGCGCCUCUCGGGUUUUGCUCGGCCACCCGCCGCUCGCCGCCUCACAAGAGUCCCGACGCCGCCACUCGGAGCCGCGGAUCCGCCGUCCGGACGAUGGCCAGCGGGAAGCUGCUGCGUUUCCAAUUCCCCGAGCACGAAGGCGAGACCUUGCAGCGGAUGAACCAGCUGCGGAUGGAGGAAUGGUUUUGCGACGUGACCAUCGUGGUGGGCGGCCUGCGUUUCCCGGGGCACCGGGUGGUGCUGGCGGCCUGCUCUCCGUUCCUGCGGGACCGCUUCCACAUGGACCCGUCGCGGGAGGUGCAGGUGUGCCCCAUGGCCGGUGCCGAGGUGGUGCUGCGGCUCCUGCUCUCCUGCUACACCGGCUCGCUGGAGUUCCCGUUCCGUGACAUCGUGGACUACCUGGCAGCCGCCAGUUGCCUACAGAUGGAGCACGUGGUGGAGAAGUGCCGCCAGUCGCUCUCGCCCUGCGUGGCCUCGGUGCUGACCGAGGAGGGUGACGGCCGCCCCGCCACCCCGCAGAUCGCCUCCUCCUCCUCCGGCCGGGCGCCAGACGCGUGGCCGGGGCCUGAGGGCGGCGUGAAGCAGGAGAACGGGAGGCAGGGGUGUGCCCAGGCACCUCUGGCCGCUCCCUCGGAACCCGAGCCCCGCAUCCACUCCACGAUGGGGCCGGCCGGGGCCGGAGGGGCCGGGGGAGGAGGAGGAGGAGGAGGGAUGCAGGAGGAUGAGUCGUCCGCCGGCCCCACUGAUGACCUCCCGGAGGAGGACUACGGGAGCCCGGCCAGCGAGGGGCCGCAGCAGGGCGCUGAGAAGCCGGCGGUGCAGCAGCCACCCAGCCCUGAGGGCCCUGGGGCCGAGCCGGCCUCCUGCUCCGAGUGCGGGGCCGCCUUCGAGCAGCGGGAGCACCUGGCCGCCCACAUGGUCAAGCACCGGCUCUACUUGUGCCUCCUGUGCGACAAGGUCUUCCGGAAGAACGCCCGGCUGGCGCAGCACAUCAACGUGCACACCGGCUUCAAGCCGCACUGCUGCACCGUCUGCGGCCGCACCUUCACGCAGAAACGCUCGCUGAAGGACCACAUGAACUUGCACAAUGGCGACGCGCCCCACUGCUGCAGCUACUGCGACAUGCGUUUCACCCACUACAAUACGCUGCGCGUCCACCUGCGCGACCAGCACGGCAAGACCACCACCGGCAACUCCAGCGGCAGCCGGCUGGCCGAGAUCAAGGUGGUGGUGCCCUAGGGCGGGCGGGUGAGCGAGGCCUCGGGGCAGUCAGUCAGUCUCGCUCGCCCAGACACCGCCACGGACAAUCGUCGUACGUGCUCCCCACCCCCGGGAGUUCACCCAGAGUUUCCCCUGGCACUCCCCGCCGGCUUUCUAGAUGCCCUCCCUCCUGAAUGAGAUCAUGGGCCAUAGACACAGAACAAUACCAGACAGGAACAGGCCCUUCAGCGCACAGUCGUGUGCCAAACUAAACUAAUCCCUUCUGCCUACACAGUGUCCAUAUCCCUCCAUUCCCCUCACAUUCAUGUGCCUAUCUACACGUCUCUAAUGGAUCUGCCUCUCCCACCACCCCAGGCACCCACCACUCUCUGUGUAAAAUACAACACUUGCCCUUCACAUCUCCUUUCAAGUUACCCCCACUCACCUUAAAAGUGGGGUCUGACCAGGCUUCUGUAUAGCUGUGACAUUACCUUUCGGCUUAUGAACUCAAUCCCACGAUUGAUGAAGGCCAAUGCACCGUAUGCCUUCUUAACCACAGAGUCAACCUGCAUAGCAGCUUUGAGUGUCCUAUGGACUAGGACCCCAAGAUCCCUCUGAUCCUCCACACUGCCAAGGGUCUUACCAUUAAUACUAUAUUCUGCCAUCAUAUUUGACCUACCAAAAUGAAUCACCUCACACUUAUCGGGGUUGAAAUCCAUCUGCCACUUCUCAGCCCAGUUUUGCAUUCUAUCAAUAUCCUGUUGUAACCUCUGACAGCCCCUCCACACUAUCCACAAUACCCUCAACCUUUGUGUCAUCAGCAAAUUUACUAACCCAUCCCUCAUCGAGGUAAUUUAUGAAAAUCACGAAGAGAAGGGGUCCCAGAACAGAUCCCUGAGGCAUACCGCUGGUCACCGACCUCCAUGCAGAAUAUGACCCGUCCACAACCACUCUUUGCCUUCUGUGGGCAAGCCAGUUCUGGAUCCACAAAGCAAUGUCUCCUUGGAUCCCAUGCCUCCUCAUUUUCUGAAUAAGCCUGGCAUGGGGUACCUUAUCAAAUGCCUUGCUGAAAUCCAUAUACACUACAGCUACUGCUCUUCCUUCAUCAAUGUGUUUAGUCACAUCCUCAAAAAAUUCAAUCGGGCUUGUAAGGCACGACCUGCCUUUAACAAAGCUAUGCUGACUAUUCCAAAUCAUAUUAUACCUCACUAAAUGUUCAUAAAUCCUGCCUCUCAGGAUCUUCUCCAUCAACUUAGCAACCACUGAAGUAAGACUCACUGGUCUAUAAUUUCCUGGGCUAUCUCUACUCCCUUUCUUGAAUAUGGGAAUGACAUCUGCAACCCUCCAAUCCUCCGGAACCUCUCCCGUCCCCAUUGAUAAUCCAAGGAUCAUUGCCAGAGUCUCAGCAAUCUCCCCCCUCACCUCCCACAGUAGCCUGCGUUAUAUCUCGUCCGGUCCUGGUGACUUAUCCAACUUGAUGCUUUCCAAAAGCUCCAGCACAUCCUCUUUCUUUAUGUCUAUAUGCUCAAGUUUUUCAAGUCAUCCCUACAAUCACGAAGAUCAUUUUCCGUAGUGAAUACUAAAGCAAAGUACCUCCAUUAUCUCCUCCGGUUCCAUGCACACUUUUCCACUGUCAAACCUGAUUGGUCCUAUUCUCUCACAUCUUAUCCUCUUGCUCUUCACAUACUUGUCGAAUGCCUUGGGGUUUUCCUUAAUCCUAUCAGCCAAGGCCUUCUCAUGGCCCCUUCUGGCUCUCCUUCCUGCUAGCUUUAUAAUUUUCUAGAUCUCUGUCAUUACCUAGUUUUUUGAACCUUUUGUAAGCUUUUCUUCUUGACUAGAUGUACAACAGCCUUUGUACACCACGGUUCCUGUACCCUACCAUCCUUUCCCUGUCUCAUUGGAAUGUACCAUGCAGAACUCCACACAAAUAUCCCCUGACCGUUUGCCACAUUUCUGCUGUACAUUUCCCUGAGGAUAUCGGUUCCCAAUUUAUGCUUCCAGGUUCCUGCCUGAUAAGUUCAUAUUUCCCCUUACUCCAGUUAAACACUUUCCUAACUGGUCUGUUCCUAUCCCUCUCCAAUGCUAUGGUAAAGGAGAUAGAAUUAUGAUCACUAUCUCCAAAAUGUUCUCCCACUGAGAGACCUGACACCUGACCAGGUUCAUUUCCCAAUACCAGAUCAAGUACAGCCUCUCCUCUUAUCUACAUAUUGUGUCUGGAAACCUUCCUGAACACACCUAACAAACUACACCCCAUCUAAACCCCUUGCUCUAUAUCAGUAGGGGAAAUCUCCCACCACGACAACCGUAUUAUUAUUGCAUCUUUCCAGAAUCUGUCUCCCUAUCUGCUCCUCGAUGUCCCUGUUACUAUUGGGUGGUCUAUAAAAAACACCCAGUAGAGUUAUUGACCCCUUCCUGUUCCUAACUUCCACCAACGGAGACUCCGUAGACAAUCCCUCCAUGACUUCCUCCUGUUCUGCAGUCGUUACACUAUCUCUGAUCAGCAGUGCCACACCUUCACCUCUUUUGCCUCCCUCCCUGUCCUUUCUGAAACAUCUAAAGCCUGGCACUUGAAGUAACCAUUCCUGCCCCUGCACCGUCCAAGUCUCUGUAAUGGCCACAACAUCAUAGCUCCAAGUGCUGAUCCACACUCUAAGCUCUUCUGCUUUGUUCACAAUACUCCUCGCAUUAAAAUAGACACAUCUCAACUCAUCAGUCUGAGCACGUCCCUUCUCUAUCACCUGCCUAUCCUCCCUUUCACACUGUUUCCAAGCUUUCUCUGUUUGUGAGCCAACCUCCCUUUCCUCCAUGGACGUAUCUAAAAAACUUCGCCCCAUCUAAACCCCUCACUCUGGGGAGAUGCCAAUCAAUAUUUGGGAAAUUAAAAUCUCCCACCAAAGCAACCCUGUUAUUAUUACACCUUUCCAGAAUCUGCCUCCCAAUCUGCUCCUCGAUGGCCUGUUACUAUUAGGUGGUCUGUAAAAAACACCCAGUGAGUUAUUGACCCCCUGCUGUUCCUAACCUGCACCCACGGAGACCCCGUAGACAAUCCCUCCAUGGCGUCCACCUUUUUUGCAGCUGUUACACUAUCUCUGAUCACCAGUGCCAUGCCCCCCACCUCUUUUGCCUCCCUCCCUGUCUUUCUGAAAUUAAAGCCUGGCACACUAAGUAGCCAUUCCUGCCCCUGAGCCAUCCAAGUCUCUGUAAUGGCCACAUUAUCAUAGCUCUAAGUACUGAUCCACGCUUUAAGCUCAUCCGCUUUGUUCAUGAUAUUUCUUGCAUUAAAAUAGACACAUCUCAAACCCUCGGUCUGAGCAAGUCCCUUCUCUAUCACCUGCCUAUCCUCCCUCCCACAUUGUCUACAAGCAUUCUCGAUUUGUGAGCCAACCGCCUCUUCAGUUCGGUUCCCACCCCCCAGUGAUUCUAGUUUAGAUUCUCCCCAAUAGCCUUAGCAAACCUCCCUGCCAGGAUAUUGGUCCCCCUCGGAUUCAAGUGCAACCCAUUCUUUUUGUACAGGUCAUUCCUGACCUAAAUGAGGUCCCAAUGAUCCAGAAAUCUGAAUCCCUACCCCCUACUCUAAUCCCUCAGCCACGCAUUUAUCCUCCACCUCACUCGAUUCCUAUACUCACUGUUGCGUGGCACAGGCAGUAAUCCCGAGAUUACUACCUUUUCAGGAGCCUAUGUCGUUGGUACCAAUAUGUACCACAACCUCUGACUGUUCUCCUUCCCACUUCAGGAUGUCGUGGACCCGAUCAGAAACAUCCCGGACCCUGGCACCUGGGAGGUAAACUACCAUCUGCGUUUCUUUCCUGCGUCCACAGAAUCGCCUGUCUGCCCCUCUAACUAUAGAGUCCCCUAUCACUGCUGACAUCCUCUUCUUUUUCCUACCCUUCGAAGCCACAGGGCCAGACUCUGUGCCAGAGGCACGGCCACUGUUGCUUCCCCCCAAAAGUACUCAAACAGGAGUACUUAUUGUUAAGGAGGACAGUCACAGGGGUACUCUCUAGUAUCUGACUCUUGCUCUUCCCUCUCCUGACUGUUACCCAUUUAACUGUCUCCCGAGGCCCCGGUGUGACUACUUGCCUAUAGCUCCUCUCUAUCACCUCCUCACUCUCCCUGACCAGACAAAGGUCUUCGAGGUGCAUCUCCAUGCCCCUAACCCGGUCCCUCAGAAGCUGCAGCUCGACACAUCUAUCCCUAUCCUUCACAAGUAACUUGCCUCGCCUUGACCCGUUAUUGCCGAAGCCCUGUUGAGCCAAAGCCCUCCUACUCUGUCGCAAGUGUCUUCUUUUUAAGCUCUUCCCGCUGGUCUAACUCUCUCCCAUCCACGGGCCUUCGGCAGUCACUCCUCGAUUAAAUCAAAUCUCACCUGUAAGGCCGUGAGUACUCUGCUCUCUCCGUGCCGUGUCUGAUCACAUGCUGCCCGCCACUUUGCCUUGUUUACCGUGGAUUUGACGUGACCCUUUAGGUCCAUGGUAAACUAAAUAGCCUCUUCAAUCCCCUGUAAAUUGUUGAACUUCCCACCCAGUGCUGAUCUAAUCCCCAUUGGAAAACUCCUGAGUGGUUCUGACUCCACCCCGAAUUCCCUGUGAAUUAUUCAACUUCCCAACCAGUGCAGAUCCAAUUCCCUGUCUGGUUCUGUCUCCACCCACACAGACAGUGAGUCCCAGACCAUCCCCACUCUAUGGGUAGAAAUUUUUCCCCUCACACUCUACCCCUCCCCCAAAUUAUCCUUCACCCUUCUCUGUAAAUCUGCACCCCUGGUCUGUGAACCAGGGCGAAUGGCAACAACUUCUCUGAUCUCCUCCACCCAGUCUCCUUCUCACUUCUCCCUCCAAGGGCAACAACCCUGGCUUCUCACUUCUCCGCCCCUCUCUGGUACUCCUGCCCCGCACUGUCUCCAGGACCCCCACCUCCCCUCCUGGUUUUGGAUUUCUCGACAGGGAUCAAUGCACUCCCUCCUGCCUCACCUGGUCGAAUUGACCUUUGCUGUGCCUGUUCUGUGAAGUGCAUGGCCUGCAACUCUUUCAAUUCUUCACUUUCCUGCUGCAUGUCUGUUAGUACGUCAAUGAACCAGAUUUCUUGCCAGAUCCACAGCUGGCUUCCUCCUGCCGGCACCUGGUUCCACCCCUGACAAGUUUACGUCACACACACCUCGUGUAACCCGCCAUCACAUCUCGUUAUAUUACUUUGUUGUUCAAAAACAGUUGCUGUGUUGUCUUCCCCUACCCCUUUCAGACGAGACCAGACUUAACCAAAUAAAAUGACGUUUUUCUAAAACUCUGUGCUCCGUUCGAUCUCGUCCAUGGAAUCCCACAGAUGGCAGAAAGCCGAAAUAAAGGGGUAAAUAUUGGAGAGUCCGAGAGGCCAAGAGGUAUCUGUUGAGUCAACAUUACAGGUCAAUGAAAGGAGUAACGUUAAAGUGGCCACUCACCUCCGUUCGGAGCCCGAAACAGUCCUUCCAGGUGAGGCAACACUUAACCUGCAAAUCUGCUGGGGUUGUCUAUUGUUUCCAGUGCUCCUGAUGUGGCCCGCUGCACAUUCCAGAGACCCAUCAUAGAGUACCUCCGCUCCAUCCGCCAGAGCAGAAUCUACCGGUGGCCCAACAUUUUAAUUCCAAUUCCCAUUUCAAUUCCGACAUGUCAGUUCCUGGCCUCCUCUUGUGCCACGAUGAAGCCACUCUCAGGGUGGGGAAGCAAUACUUUACGCUCCAUCUGGGUAGCCUCCGGCCUGAUGACGUGACUAUCGAUUUCUCCUGCCGAUAACAAAAACUUCCCUCCCCCUCCCCUCUUCUUCCAUGUCGUACUGCCCCGUCUUCUGCAUCGACUGACGGCACCAAUGCAACACCCAUGGUCAACCCCAACCAAUGAAUGAAUGGAUGGCCUCCUAAUAAACUAGACAGAAUUCAAAGGAGGACUUUGCCUGGACUCGGGGGCCUGAGUUCCAAGGACAGUCUGUGUAGACUAGGACUUUAUUCGCUGGAAUAUAUGAGAUUGAGGGGUGACCUGAUAGAGAUUUUGAGGGGGCAUAGGCAGGGUGAAAGCACAUAGUCUUUUUUCCCCAGGAGGGGUGCAAAACAAGAGGACACAGGUUUAAGGUCAGAGAUCCACAAGGGACGUCAGGGACAGCUUCUUCACACAAAGAUUACAGAAUGUUUGGAAUGAGCUGCCCGAAACAGUGGUUCAGAUGGGCACACGAGCAACAUUUCAAAGCCACCUGGACAAAUCAUGGAAUCAUGGAGAGAUGUUCAGACGGCUAGGGGCCAAACGUGGGCUGGUGGGACUUGCUCACUGGACAACAUAGUUGGAGUGGAUGAGUUGGGUUGAAUGGCUUGUUUCUGUCAGCAGCAGAGAGAUCCGGCUUUGGAGAUGAUAGUGCAGUAACACACACACUAAAUGCUGGAGGACCUCAAGGUUCUUCAUCAGGACUGGAAAGGAAAGGGACAGAAGUCAGAAUGAGAAGGAAGGGGAGGGUGAUUGAUGAAACCAGGUGAGCAGGAAGAUGGGUACUUGGGGAGGGGAUGAUGUAAGAAGAUGGGAGGAGGAAGGAGGAAAGGGUGAAGGGCUGAAGGAGGAGGAAUCUGAUAGAAGAGAAAGAGUAGACCACGGGAGAAAGGGGGAGGAGGAGGGGAAACAGGGAAGUGAUGGGUAGGUGAGGAGAAGGGGUGAGAGGGAGUCAGAAUGGGGAAUGGAAAAAGAAAGAAAGAGGGAAGGGAGAGAAAUCACAGGAAGUUAAAGAAAUUGAUAAUCAGGUUGGAGUCACCCAGACGUAAUAUGAGGUUGUGCUCCUCCAACCUAAUGGAGGCCAGGGACUGACGUGUCGGAAUACGAAUGGGAAGUGGAAUUGAGUUGGGUGGCCACUGAGAUUCCGCCGAUUGUGGCGGAGAACGUGAAGGUGCUUGACAAAAGCGGCCCCUCAAUCGACACUGGGUUUCACGAUGUGCCGGAGGCCGCGCUUGAAGAACCGGAUACAGUAGAUGACACUGACCGACUCGCAGGUGAGGUGUUGCCUCACUCUGAAUGGAGGUGAGGGAGGAAGUAAAUGGGCAGGUUUCAGAGCUAAGUUCCAGGAGGGAGGUAGAGUUAAAGGAGUCACGUAGAGACAUCUCCACAGAGAGCAGAGGUGGUUGGGGCGGGGAAGAUGUGCUUAUUGACAGGAUUUGUUGUGAGGUCAAGAGUUGUGGACAAUGAUUCCUGGAGACAGAGGCUCAUGGGAUGGUCGAUGGGAACAAGGGAACUCCUAUCCCUAUUAAGGUGGUGGGAAGAUGGGGCUUGUUCAGGGAAUGGAGGAAAUGAGGGUGGGGGGCAGCAUCAAUAGUGGAAGAGGGGAAAGACUGUUCUUUGAAGGAGGAGGACAUCUCCAAUGUCCUGGAGAAGAAAGUUGUGUCCUGGGAACAGAUGUGGUGGAGACGGAGGAACUGAGAAUAGGGAAUAGCAUGUUUUACAAGUGACAGGGUGAGAAGCAGUAGCAAAGCAGCAGUGCGAGUCAGCAGAUUUGUCAGAGGUAUCAGUGGACAGUCUCCAGAGAAGGAGGCAGAGAGAGGGGUCAGAGAUGGACAAAGUAAAUUUGAGGGAAGGGUGGAAGUUGCAGGAAGUUAGCACCCUUCAAUCAUCGGGCAGGAGGUCUAGUAGCCUCAGGUCCCACAACUCCAGGUUCAGGACAACCAUCAAUCACCUGAACCACUGUGGACAACUUUACAACCUAGAAACUGACGCUCAAGGACUCGUUACAACUUAUGCUCGCUGCACAAUUUGUCUUUUUCCACACCGGUUGCUGUCAGUCUUUGUUAAUGUGUAGUUUUCCCUUGCAUUUUACUUUGUUUAAUAUUUUAAAAUAUGCCUACAGGAAAAUGGAUUUCAGGGUAGUAUAUUGUGACAUAUGUGUACAUUGAUAAUAAAUUUACUUUGAAUUUGAUUAAAUUGACGGGCUCAGCGUGGGAGCAGGACAGAGCAUCAAGGCAGCCGUCAAGUUCACGUUCAAGUUAAUUUUCAUCGUCAUUGUGUGCCGUGUCGUAUGAUGUGGCAAAGCACAAAUGACACACAGCACAUAUAGAAACAGUACCACAAAUCAGGCAGUAGAAGAUGGAAUGCGCGCACAGACAAAGCGUAAACAACCGGCUGCCCCAGUGACGAGACCUCGAUGGUGGCUGCGUAUUCAUUAAUCUCAAGGCCUGAGGAGGGAAAUUACCAAGUCUGGUAGU